AUGAGAAGGUGCCUAUGCCCCGGCGGCCUCUUACGAAUAGGUCGUGGGUCAAUAACUCCUCGUCGACGUGUCAUCCCUCAUACUGCGAUAUAUCGCCUCCAGGCCCGGCCUUCAUCGACGACAUGCAACAUACGGCCUAAAGAUUACGCGCUUCUUCUCACAUAUAACACCUUACCGCCUUCUCCUCUCCGGUCGUCGCUCAAGUACAAGGUCGAUUCCUGGUUACCACUCUUAGAGAAAUGUGUCCCACCAGCACAAGGGGGCAAAAAUCCUCCUGGUAAGCUUGAGGCUUGCCUUCUAGGCCAUGCGGACACUUUUGAUAGAAGUCAUGCUUUGAAGGCAUACCUUUAUCAUGCCAGAACGGCCAAAUUGAAUCUCCUCAACCAUCUGGGUUUCAAUAUGGGGCAGUGGUCGUAUGUAUACCGCCUCCUGGGCAGUUUUAUCGACACAUACGAAGUGCUCAUUCCUUUCAUGACCCCUCAAUGCCCAUCCUCGCGCCUCACUUGGGGAAACACUGGACUUUCUCUCGAGGAGCUGACAAGGGCUCCUCCUGGUGAUCUUAUAAUUAAACGCGAGUUAAUCCCGAUGCGUCCGCCUUCUGAAAAUAUCCCCCUCAGAACCCUAUCUGGGGCCCGGCCAGCAGUACGGGACUUUGCUCGCUCAUUCUUGGGGGAAAUAUUGGUGAAUCUUGGUUCGUUGGUACUGGAAGCUGCAGAUCGACCAGCAAUUGAGUCCGAGCUUGCAAUGUCAUGUGUUUACCGCGUCCUAGCUCGUUUGCACCACCUAGAUUUGGUUUCCAACAGAGUUUACCAAUCUCCAGAAGACAAAACAAAUAGCUUUGCAAUCCGACCACCCGGGCUGCAUUUGCUUACGGGUCACAUCAUGAGUGUCCUUUCUGACGCAGCAUGGUUGGAACACGAGUCCACACUUGCCACCGCAGCCACCGAGGCUGGGGAAGAACCCCCUUUCGUUUCUUUCAAAAUUGGAGUUCGAGAGUUGGGUCAUGAGAUCUGGUUAGAGCUUAUCCUUUGGUGCUGUGUGGAACACGGAUUCAACAGACAGGGCGCUUGGUUGGUGCGUCAAAUGUGCGAGCGCAAAUCCCAGUCGAGCUGGAAGAUCGAGAGCUGGGCCCCUCUUAUGGAGGCUCUCGAUCUUGUAAAACAGACCAACAUUAGCACUGAGCAAGUCUGGCGUCGUCCGGGCCAGGAAAGCCCAACGGUGACGCCCAAGGGCUCCAAGAAGCCCCCGUUCAGCGGACUUGGCACAAAAACAAUCAGUUCUGAAGUGGUUUCCAGCUUACGAAAUGGGCUAUCUGACAUCGCUUAUAAUGGCGUCGGUUUCCAUGGCUUGUCUCCUUCCGAGCUGCUCUUCCACUCCAAGUCUCUAACCGCUUUACUUGACCCACCCGGUCCAGCUGACGAUCUCCGUCCGACCAGAAGAGUAUCCACCGAGCAUAUUAUUCGAAUCAUUGAAUCUGGCUGUUUAGAACCGAUGGAGGAUCCAAUCGCGUUGGAGAAAGUGUUACGGUCUACUCAAAACCUUGUACCUCCGUGGGAGACUGAUCCAGUUCCCUCAACGGUGGACCUGAAAAACAUGACGAGAGCACAGCUUUAUGACCAGACAGCAGCUCUAAGUGGUCUAGUCCAAUACAACAUCAAAGGCUACAGCUACAAACGCCAAGCUACCCUGGCCUUCAUCCAGUAUGCUUUCCUUCAAAACAUCGUCGAUGCCAGCAAGGUCCACCACAUACAGGCAUUCUUUGACCAUCUCACUCAAUCUCAAUCGAUGGACGUACCCUUUUUCGAUUCACGGCAACUAAACACGUCUCAAUUACUGCAGUCGUCUCUCCCCCAGUUGUCUCUCUCAACUUUGGCCGAUUUGCUUGAUUUGGCAACUGCUAUUCGUGCUGUCGACUUUGGAAACUGGUUGCUCUUUAAUGAUGAUCUUGAUGGUCCCUCGAUUCCACCAGCUCUUUAUGGCAAGCAAGUUAUAGCCUCGUCGAUUCUUCGUUUUGCGACCGCUACGCGAAAUAAUGAGUUGAGUCAAGCGGUGAUCAAAUCGCUGGAGUUCCCACUUGCCGUGAACACCCUUAAAGCGAUGGCUAAUGUACACAUUGAAUUUGGCGACUGGGCCCGCGCGAUUUUGGCCUUUGAGUACCUGCGUGACUACAGGCUUAAGUCUUGGGGCUUUAGUAAUAUCCUGAUUCUGGGAGCGAAGAUAGUCAGGCUUGAUGGUAUGUUAAAGCUACGCCAGGCCAAUGGGGCCGAAGAAGAAGUGCAACAAAGAUUGAGGCAAAGUCUCGACCACGGAAAACGACUUCUAAGUCGUUUCUUCACUGGGGAAUUCAAUACGCCUAAAAGCAAGAGUUGGAGACAACAUGAUUUCCAAUGGAGAGCUCUUCGGCGCGUACAGACGGUUUUCCGAGGAGUUCCUGGUGAAUUGGGAGCCCUCGCGGCGCAAACAAAACUUGACCGCACCUUUUCCAGCCGUGACAACAUACCUUAUGUUCCUGCUGCCUCUUUCCAUGUACUUCUCAACGCGAUACUUGAAGUCCACGGCUGCAAAGUGGGACAUAAAUUUGCGAUCCAGUGGCUCCAAACCGUCCCCAACCCAAAGGAGUGGCGCCAGAAAGAAGGCGGUGUCACCCGACUCAAUCUUCACAACGAGCGUGAUUUGAAACUGGGUAACCCCGAUUUCAGCAUGCCUUUCCAUAACCAUGUUAUGAAAAAGGCCGUCGUUCCAAAUCUGAACACGAUCCGCAUUAUUAUCCAAGCUGCCAUGCGUGAGCUUGAGGCAGAUCAGCAGAAGUCGAAGACUGGACAGCCUUCUAGUGAAGGUUAUAAACUUGACGUUCCAAGGGCGGUUUACAAGAACCUAACAGUGGAUGGCGGCAGACCGCCGGCUACUGAAGCUGAGGCCGUCCUCGACUGGUGUGCGGCUUUCCUCCUACGUUUCGGUAUGCGAGAAGACGAAAUCGAUUUGGAGAUGCCAGGCCACACGAGCCGCCUGCGGGCUCGAGGCGUUUUCACUUCACCGCAAGAGAAACGGAGCCGUGUCCGCGUCAAGGAGAUUCAGAGUAAUCCCUGGAUGAGCACCUUCAUUAAGGAAAUGGAUGUGAGCACAUAA
Messenger RNA from Penicillium odoratum, 3126 nucleotides. RefSeq lists its product as uncharacterized. The record is from RefSeq and is a predicted model, not a curated record. The transcript has a single exon. NCBI's taxonomy places the organism in Eukaryota, Fungi, Ascomycota, Eurotiomycetes, Eurotiales, Aspergillaceae. The coding region runs from base 1 to 3126 and encodes 1041 amino acids.